Molecule: messenger RNA, 768 nt
Organism: Mesorhabditis belari
Lineage: Eukaryota; Metazoa; Nematoda; Chromadorea; Rhabditida; Rhabditidae
Source: the annotation of a GenBank genome assembly
AUGAGGAUAACAAAAGGUCUAGAAGUGUUACCAACAAAACCUGCAGCAAAAAGCCCAAAGGAGGAAAAGGAAAAGGAAAAAACAUUUAUCAAGGAAAGCUUCGAGACAAAGCUCCUCAACUCUAGUCAAGAUGACUCAAAAACAUCAACUGGAUCGCGCCGAAAAAGAAAUAAAGGCAUCACCUUUACAAAAGAAUCACUGUCAAAGCAGCGCAACCAAAGGAUACGACGAAAACCGGCUGCAUUUGAUGACUAUGUCAGCUAUAAUAUUGCUGCUUCACAAAAACCACGUCACGUAUUGAAGAGGCAAGCCGCGUCUGACACGGAAAACAAAGGGUUGGAGUUGCCUCAAACGCUUCUAGAGCCAAUGGAACCACAACUACGGCAAUCACCGGCCAAGAUUGACUUCGAGCAAGGCAAGGCAGAGUGCAAAGACAAAAAAGGGAAAUACGACCCCUGCGCUGUUUCACCAUCUGGCAAGGACGAUGCAAUAUCUAAUCCGCGAACAGUCAAAAAUCAAGAGGCGUCCACUGAUGUUUCUUUGCAAAACACGAAUCCGCCCUCUCUACCAUCAUGUUUACUCGAUCGAGGCAUCAAGAUCGAGAAAAUCAUGAAACUCUUUUACGUGAAAGAUGAGCUGGUGGGGCUGUGCAAAUACAAGAACUGUCUUUUAAUGCAAAUUGUUACCGUGGAAAAGCUUAAAGAAGUGGAUCCACAGGCUCUUAUCCGAGCAUACGAGCCAUUGUUUUGGGGCACGCAGACCAACAAA